Molecule: messenger RNA, 2105 nt
Organism: Ricinus communis (castor bean)
Lineage: Eukaryota; Viridiplantae; Streptophyta; Magnoliopsida; Malpighiales; Euphorbiaceae
Product: GPI mannosyltransferase 2
Exons: 10
Coding region: 238-1740 (500 amino acids)
Biological process (GO): GPI anchor biosynthetic process
Cellular component (GO): mannosyltransferase complex; endoplasmic reticulum membrane
Molecular function (GO): GPI mannosyltransferase activity; alpha-1,6-mannosyltransferase activity
Source: RefSeq, a predicted model, not a curated record
ACACCACGAUACCAUUGGCAGAUGAUCCUUGGUAAUACAUCAAUUUAUCACAAAAAUUGCCAGCUACCAUAGAGCCUUUCAUCUUAGGUUUUUAGUUCGCUUUUCUGAUAUUUUAGUCUAUUACAAAUUCAGCCAAUGCAACACGAAAUGUUUUCAGGUUUGUUGUUAUGUAUGUUAAGCAACUUCAAGAUCUCAUGUUAGAGUUUUGUUUUCUUGUCUUGGUGUUUGUCAAGUAUCAUGAAAUCAUCACAAAGCAAUUAUCAAACACUAGUAUUAAAAUCUGCUAUUACCUCUAGAUUCCUCCUCUUAGCUCUAAUUGUCCUAUGGCGCAAUCUCCUCCACCCCUACGACACUUCCUCUCCCCUGAACCCUACUUGCCUCUCCUCGAACUCCACUACCCAUCAUCAUCAUCCUCAUCAGAAUAUCCAAUUUCCACGAAUUGCCUCUGCAAUUGAGCAGAGUAUAGUGUGGGAUAGUGUCUACUUUGUUCGAAUUGCUGAAUGUGGUUAUGAGUAUGAGCAGUCCUAUGCCUUCUUGCCUCUGCUUCCCAUUUUUAUGUUUCUUUUUUCCCGUACAGUAUUCGCGCCAUUGGCUCCUUUUAUUGGAGUUAGGGCUGUGCUGGCAUUGGCCGGAUAUGUGGUUAAUAAUGUUGCAUUUGUGCUUUCUGCGGUUUAUCUUUACAGGCUUUCAGUAAGAAUUUUGAAGGAUCCAGAAGCUGCACUGCGAGCGUCGUUUUUGUUUUGCUUCAAUCCAGCUUCUAUUUUUUAUUCAUCAAUCUAUUCUGAGAGCUUGUAUUCCCUAUUCUCACUUGGAGGAUUGUACCACUUAAUAUCUGGUGCAAAUAACAUCGCUCUUCUUUGGUUUGGUCUCUCUGGUUGUGCAAGGUCUAAUGGAGUGCUUAAUGCUGGUUAUUUCUGUUUUCAGACAAUGCAUCGAGUUUAUGAUGAUGUAUUCUUAAAAAGACGUUCUUCUUUGGCAGUUCAGGGAAUUAUUAUCGGAGUAUUGCGUGCUGUAUGUAUAUUUCUCCCAUUCAUUGCAUUUCAAGCAUAUGGCUACCACAAUAUAUGUCAUGGACGUGCCCUGGACAAAAUGAAGCCUUGGUGCAAAUCUAAAAUACCAUUGUUGUACAAUUAUAUUCAGAGUCACUAUUGGGGAGUCGGUUUCUUGAGAUAUUUUCAGCUGAAACAGUUGCCAAACUUUCUGCUUGCAUCUCCAAUACUGUCUUUGGCGCUUUGCUCCAUCCUCUAUUAUGUGAGAUCACAACCUGAGAUGUUUUUCUCCCUGGGUUUCAGAGCUUCUAAUUGGGAAAAGAGGUCAAUAGCUUCAUCUUUUUCUCUAGAUACAGAUUCAGGACCAAACACUACUCACUCUAAGGAUAACCCCUCUACUAAAAUGCAAGAAAAUAACAAUCUUAGAAACAGGAAACAAACAAUCAAAGGUGAUGAUCAUCCUAUGAUUCCUAAAGAGCACGAUUCAUUACUGAAGCCAGGAUCCUUUCAUACCUAUAUUAUCCCAUGUAUUUUGCACUUGGGAUUCUUGGCAGCCACAGCAUUCUUCGUUAUGCAUGUGCAGGUUGCCACACGUUUCCUGUCUGCCAGUCCUCCCCUUUAUUGGUUUGCGUCACAUAUAAUGAUGUCUCGUGGUAUUAGUAAGAGGUGGGGGUACAUGAUUUGGGCAUAUUCUGUAGCUUACAUUCUUCUUGGCAGUCUGCUAUUUUCGAACUUCUACCCUUUCACUUGAUUAAAUGAUUGGUGUUUUCCUCUUGAGCAAGAUGAGAGUUUCUCCUGUUAAUCAGAUCUUAACGAUGCUCCAAAGAUAAUUUGAAUGUGAGUGCACAAAUCAUGGGAAUGUGCUCAAAUUCUCCGUUCUUGUUGGAAAGUGCAACUAUGAAGAUUUUUGGUCGUCGCCCUGUUUUUCUGCAGUAAACGAGAAGCACUGACCCUAUGUUUACGAACUUUAGCAGGAUGAGUUUUUUUUUUUUUUUUUUCUUUUUCUGUCGCCUGCCAGUGAAAUUCACUGUCAUAGGUAGUACUGUUGCUGGAUAAAACAAAUGAGAUUAAAGCAUAUUAUACUUUUCUUAUUAAGAAGUAUAUUUCGUUGAUGCA